AUGGACGCCAAUGGCAGCAGAGAUGCGCACUCUGCCGUCCGCGGCUCCGGUAGCGGCAGCGGCAGUGGUGGUGGCCGCUCUGUAUCCAUCAGCGUACCUCCUGCCGUUCCUCGACCUCGCAAGCGUACCGCGUCGUCGAACGGCGGCGCCUCGCUGACGUCUUCCAUUGCCAACCUGGCCAAUACCAUCAUCGGUACAGGCAUGGUCGCUCUGCCGGGCAACUUUGUCCAUACUGGCUGGCUCUUGGGGCUCUUCCUCAUUGCCCUGUGUGGCUUCACGGGCGCCAGCGGUCUCUAUCUGCUGACAAGAUGUGCCAAUAAGCUUGGGGGAAGGAGGCAGAGUUUCUUCAGUGUCGCUAUGAAGACCAUACCCAAAGGAGCGAGGUGGUUCGAUCUGGCAAUCGCACUGAAGUGCUUUGGCGUCUCCAUAUCUUAUCUCAUCAUCUCUGGCCAAUUGAUGCCUCAAGUGGUCCUCUCCUUUCUCAAAGCCGCAGGUCACUCGCAUGAUGCCAUACCGGAUCUUCUUCUGGACCGGAACUUCUGGGUGACCCUCUUGAUCACCCUGCUGCUGCCACUCUGCUUCCUCCGCAAGCUCGACUCGCUGCGACAUACAUCCUACCUCUCUCUCGCAGCCGUAUGCUACCUCGUCGUCAUCGUCGUCUUCUUCUUCAUCAAUCCAAACCUACGAGGCUCGCUCCCGCCUCGGGGGGAGGUGCACAUCGUGGUGCUCUCCACCCACCUCUUGCCCAUAUUUCCUGUCUUCGUCUUUGCGUUCACCUGCGCACAGAACAUGCUGCCAGUCUACAAUGAGCUGUCCGCAGAUGACGCUCUGAUGCACAUGGAUCGAGCUCAAUGGGCCAUCGGGGCUAGCAUCGGAGGAGCAGGCUGUGUAUACGCCGUGGUCAGCGUUCUGGGCUACCUUGAGUUCGGCGGGACCUUGGGCGACAACAUUAUUGCAAUGUAUCCCUCAUCAUCCAUCUUUGUAGCAGUAGGGCGACUCUCUAUCGUCCUACUGACCAUCUUCUCGUAUCCUCUUCAAGUACACCCGUGUCGAGCUGCCAUCGAGAAGGUCAUCUACCCACCUCGCUCCGGUGUUGAGCUACCGACAGGUGACGAAGACGACGACGAAUCAGCGGACGAGGACAGACAGGGUCAAGCAGAGGACGAUCAUGACAAUGACAAUCGAGGGGAUGUCGACCAUCAGAUUUCCCUCCUCUCUGGUGCCUCCUAUCCCUCGCAUUCCUCCACUGCAGCAUCAGACGAGAUGCCACUCAAGCGCUGGGUGGUGAUCACCUGUUUGAUCCUCACAACAACGUUCACAAUAGCCCUCUUAGUGGAUGACCUCUCCCUCAUCCUUGGCUUCGUAGGCUCAUUGGGAUCGACAACCAUCUCCUUUAUCCUGCCUGGCGUACUGUACGCCUCGCUGCAUGACCGGAACGAUAAGCUCAGGAGACCAGCGCAGGCACUUGCUGUAUGGGGCGUCUUUGUGGGCACUGUGGCGCUGGGAGCCAAUGUGCUAAAGCUGAUCAGGGCGGGCGUGACUGUGGGAGCCGGGGCAAAGGCAGACCGCAUCUCAGCCCUGCUGGAGAGAUGGUGA
This is a messenger RNA of Microstroma glucosiphilum, 1596 nucleotides long. RefSeq lists its product as hypothetical. Gene Ontology annotation, cellular component: fungal-type vacuole membrane. Bases 1 to 1596 code for a protein of 531 amino acids. Gene Ontology annotation, molecular function: L-histidine transmembrane transporter activity; L-serine transmembrane transporter activity; L-arginine transmembrane transporter activity. Gene Ontology annotation, biological process: amino acid transmembrane transport. The transcript is spliced from 3 exons. The record is from RefSeq and is a predicted model, not a curated record. Lineage: Eukaryota; Fungi; Basidiomycota; Exobasidiomycetes; Microstromatales; Microstromataceae.